GCGAUUUUUCUUCUCAUCAUACAUCAUCGUCAUUAUAAUCAUCAUCAGACACAAAAGGGAAGGGAGGGAGAGGUCUCUCUUUGCUCGCUCGGCAUAUUUCACCGUAACCAAGCGGGUGGGGGAGUCUUAAUUAUCUCCUCAGCUCUACCCUCCCUUUGCCCCUUUGUCUUUAAUCCAUCAUGGUUGCCUCCGCUUCUCUAUCUUCGUUGGCGGCGAACGUGGCGGCAGCAUCUUCUCCUGGCCCCAAGCGUCGUCAUCACUACUGUAACCCCCUCUCUAGCCUUCCCUUGACCGUCACCUUCGCUCCCCCGUCCAUCCUCAAUUCAAGCCUUCAAGUAACUCUCUGUCAUCGGAAGUCACAGCGGUGGCUACUUGAUAGUAAAAAUGGGAAGUCUCAAUCAAACUCCAGAUUAUACAGUUCAUGGAGGCAGUCCACAUGUAAAAUUGAUAAAGCUUAUCUGCCAGAGCUUUCUUUAGGACAACUAAAAUGUUUCUCUUGCCUUAGGCGAUCACAUGACCGAACCUCUUUUCUUAAAAGGCACACGCCAACUUUUUUGAAGGACAAAAAGACUUCUCCUACGCAAAGCCAUUCAUUUGGGGGGAGUGUUGUGAAGCCCAUUCUUAUUCCUCAAGCAACUUUGGGUCCUGAUGAACCACAUGUGGCAAGCACAGCAUGGUCAGAUAUAGCCAUAGAAAAGCAAGGUUUAGGGUUUUGGGAUCCUAAAGCAGAAAAAACAGAGCUUGAAAGAUUUUUAAAUAUUGAUCUUCCUUCUCAUCCGAAGCUGCAUCGAGGAGAAUUGAAAAAUGGCCUCAGAUAUAUUAUUUUACCAAAUAAAAUUCCAGCAAACAGGUUUGAAGCACAUAUGGAAGUUCAUGUUGGAUCAAUUGAUGAGGAAGAUGAUGAGCAAGGAAUUGCACAUAUGAUUGAGCAUGUUGCAUUUCUUGGCAGUAAGAAACGUGAGAAACUUCUUGGGACAGGAGCUAGGUCUAAUGCUUACACGGACUUUCACCACACUGUUUUUCAUAUCCAUUCCCCUACUAGUGCAAAGGACUCAGAUGGUGACUUGCUUCCAUUUGUAUUGGAUGCUCUCAAUGAGAUAGCUUUCCACCCCAAGUUUCUCCCUUCCAGGGUUGAGAAAGAGAGACGUGCAAUCCUUUCGGAAUUGCAGAUGAUGAACACAAUAGAAUAUCGCGUUGACUGUCAGUUGCUACAACAUCUUCAUUCAGAAAACAAACUAAGCAAGAGAUUCCCUAUUGGAUUGGAAGAGCAAAUAAAGCAAUGGGAUGCUGAAAAAAUCCGUAAAUUUCAUGAGCGUUGGUAUUUUCCAGCAAAUGCCACUUUGUACUUGGUUGGGGACAUUGAUAACGUACAGAAGACAGUAUACCAAAUUGAGGCGGUGUUUGGACAUACGGUUGCAGAAGAGGAAACACCUAAUGUACAGAGAACCAGUGCAUUUGGUGCGAUGGCUAGUUUCCUUGUACCGAAGUUGCCAAGUGGGUUGACUGGAAGUCUGACGAAUGAUAAAUCGUCAAUCUCUUUGGAUCAAUCAAGGCCUAUGAAGAAGGAAAGGCAUACAGUUAGGCCGCCUGUUGAACAUAUAUGGUCUCUCCCUGGAUUUGCCCAAAAUGCCAAGCCUCCAGCAAUUUUUCAGCAUGAGUUGAUUCAAAACUUCUCAAUCAAUAUGUUCUGCAAGAUUCCUGUAAAUCAAGUUCGAAGUUAUGGUGAUUUGCGUAAUGUUUUGAUGAAGAGAAUAUUUUUGUCAGCUUUGCAUUUUCGUAUCAACACAAGAUAUAAGAGUUCAAAUCCUCCUUUCACAUCAAUUGAGUUGGAUCAUAGUGACUCAGGCAGGGAAGGCUGCACUGUCACCACACUUACCGUUACUUCAGAACCUAAGAACUGGCAAAGCGCUAUUAAAGUUGCAGUGCAAGAGGUGCGAAGACUAAAAGAAUUUGGUGUGACAAAGGGAGAAAUGGCCCGCUACAUGGAUGCACUAAUAAAAGAUAGUGAGCAAUUAGCUGCAAUGAUUGAUAGUGUCCCAUCUGUGGAUAAUUUGGAUUUUAUCAUGGAAAGUGAUGCUCUUGGCCAUACUGUCAUGGAUCAAAGACAAGGUCAUGAGAGUUUAGUUGUAGUUGCUGAAACAGUAACACUUGAAGAGGUUAAUUCAACUGGUGCCGAAGUGUUGGAAUUCAUUGCUGACUUUGGGAAGCCUACUGCACCAAUUCCUGCAGCAAUUGUUGCAUGUGUUCCAAAGAAAGUGCAUAUUGAUGGAUCUGGAGAAGUUGACUUUGAGAUCCAUCCUAAUGAAAUCACCGAUGUUAUCAGAGCAGGUUUGCAGGAACCCAUACAUGCUGAACCAGAGCUUGAGGUGCCAAAAGAAUUAAUAUCCCCAUCACAGUUGGAGGAAUUGAGGUUGAAAUGCAAACCUUCUUUUGUACCCUUAGUUCAAGAAGUGAGUUCAAUAAAACUAUUCGAUAAGGAAACUGGCAUCACUCAACGAUGUCUUUCAAAUGGUAUUUCUGUAAACUACAAGAUCACCAAGAAUGAAGCCAGGGGUGGUGUAAUGCGACUGAUAGCAGGGGGUGGAAGAGCAGCUGAAACUUCUGAACUGAAGGGAGCCGUUGUUGUAGGUGUGCGAACUCUUAGUGAGGGCGGUCGAGUUGGCAAUUUCUCUAGGGAACAGGUUGAACUGUUUUGUGUUAAUCAUAUGAUAAAUUGCUCUCUGGAGUCCACAGAGGAGUUUAUCUGUAUGGAAUUUCGCUUUAGUUUAAGAGAUAAUGGGAUGCGUGCUGCUUUUCAACUUCUUCAUAUGGUUCUUGAGCAUAGUGUAUGGCUAGAAGAUGCAUUUGAUAGAGCUAGCCAACUGUAUCUGUCAUAUUAUCGGUCCAUUCCUAAGAGCCUGGAACGUUCAACCGCUCACAAGCUUAUGUUAGCAAUGCUCAAUGGUGAUGAAAGGUUUGUUGAGCCCACUCCACUAUCAUUACAGAAGUUAACACUGCAGGCAGUCAAAGAUGCGGUAAUGAAUCAGUUUGUUGGUCAAAAUAUCGAGGUUAGCAUUGUUGGAGAUUUUAAUGAGGAUGAUAUUGAGUCCUGUAUACUUGAUUAUCUGGGGACAGUUGGAGCAGCAAGAAAGGCUGAGAUUGAUUCAUCUUUUGACCCAAUUACAUUUCGGCCAUCCCCUUCAGAUCUGCAUUUCCAGCAAGUAUACCUGAAGGAUACUGAUGAGAGGGCAUGUGCAUAUAUAGCUGGGCCAGCACCCAACCGUUGGGGAUUCUCAGCGGAAGGAGAAGAUCUAUUUGAGCUGAUCAACACUACACAGUCUGACACAGAGAAUUUAGCCCUCACUGGAGACAAGAAUGUGGAAACUCAUUCUGAAAGAAACAUUCGGGUUCACCCACUGUUCUUUGGAAUCACCUUAGGGCUUCUAGCUGAGAUCAUAAACUCACGGCUCUUCACAACUGUCAGGGAUUCGUUAGGAUUAACUUAUGAUGUAUCAUUUGAGCUUAGUCUUUUUGAUAGACUGAAGCUUGGGUGGUAUGUGAUAUCAGUAACGUCUACUCCAGGCAAGGUUUUCAAAGCUGUUGAUGCAUGCAAAAAUGUACUUCGAGGCUUGCACAACAACAAGAUUGUCCAGAGGGAGCUUGAUAGGGCUAAGAGGACCCUUCUGAUGAGACAUGAAGCUGAAGCAAAGUCUAAUGCUUACUGGCUAGGGUUGCUUGCACACUUGCAGUCUGCAUCCAUUCCAAGGAAGGACAUUUCGUGUAUCAAAGACCUAACUUUGCUAUAUGAGGCUGCAACAAUUGAGGAUAUAUAUCUGGCAUAUCAAUAUUUGAAGGUUGAUGAUGCUUCUCUAUUUUCAUGUGUUGGAGUGGCUGGUGCCCAGGCAGUUGAUGAUUUAUCAGCUGUAGCAGAUGAAGCAUCAGACAUUGGCCAUCAGGGCCUUCCUCCCAUUGGCCGUGGUAUGACAACAAUGACACGACCCACAACAUGAUAUCCUUGCAGAAAAUUGGAUUUCAUGGCACGAGAAUUUGACUGUUUGGAGCAGGUCAGCACGGGAAAGUAUUUUUGAGCUCUAACGGGUCAGCAUUUCCAGUAGCAAUGAAGGUGCAAUUUUUUAGGAGUUUCAAUAUGGUACCUGAAACUAAAAGGGCGAUCAUUCACUCGUCUUCCCCCAGCUCAAACUUUUACAUACAUAUGGAUUUCUGAGCACACGCAUAUAGGCAAGAUUCAGGAUGUAUGUUUCAAAAUUUUAGAUUUCUUAUUCUUUGGGAGCUUCUUCUGUGCGUGUUCUACAACCCCCAUAUUCAAGUACAGUUUUUAGACAGGCAAUGAAAUUUAAAUAGUGAAGAGUGGAACUUUUUACAAAGUCAGAUCAGCUAAUAUGGCCUUAUGGCAAGUUUCCAAAUGUUGUAUUGUUAGAGGAUGAACUGUUAAGAUCUCUUAACUCUCUUGGGCCUGGGAAAUGCAAACGGGAGAGAUGGAAGUUCAUGUUAAUUGAACAUGGUUCAAGUAUCAUUACUGGUAAUUCUGACAAAAAACAGUAUCAUUACUGAUAAAGAAAUCAAUAUCUUGUGUGCGCACUUAUGUUCUUAAAGACAGUACUUAUUUCA
This is a messenger RNA of Dioscorea cayenensis subsp. rotundata (Guinea yam), 4608 nucleotides long. RefSeq names its product stromal processing peptidase, chloroplastic. Lineage: Eukaryota; Viridiplantae; Streptophyta; Magnoliopsida; Dioscoreales; Dioscoreaceae. The transcript has 25 exons. The record is from RefSeq and is a predicted model, not a curated record. Gene Ontology annotation, molecular function: metal ion binding. The coding region runs from base 180 to 3989 and encodes 1269 amino acids.